AUGGAAUUCAUUAUUGUGUAACUACUGCUUGUUUCAUCUUUUGGAUGGAUUGUGGAGAUUAAGAAUGAAUGUUCUUGUACAGAUUAUAAACUUUACUCUGAAUGCAUAUCAUCAAUGGGUUGUAUAUGGAAUACAAGUUUGAGUAAAUGUGUUGAUAUUAAAUGUAAUACAUUAAAAUCUUAAACUGAAUGUAUUUCCUAAUCAUAAUAUUGUUCAUUUGAUCUUUCUACAUUCACUUGUGUACCCUUUACUUCAUGUGCAAAUUUAAGUGGAAAUACUGUUUAAUAAUGCUAAACAUAGAAUUAGAUGUGCUCAUGGGUUUCUGGAAAUUCCUGCAUAGAUUAUAAUUGUACAAAUUUCAAUUAAAAUAAUUGCCCAUAUUUUUGUAUAAAUACAGGAUCUGCUUGUGAAAAUUUUUCAUCAUGUGAAAAAUUAAAUUAAACUUAUUGUACCUUAUAUUCUGGAAUGUGCUAUUGGAAUUAAAACUAAUGCUUGAAUUAAGAAUGCUCAAAUUUUAUAACUAGUACAUAGUGUCAAUUUGUAUUGAAAUCAGAGAAUGCUAUCGUACCCUGUUAUUGGAAUUAAAAUUAGUGUAUAAAUCCUCCAGAUGCAAGUGUUUAUAAUUCUAAUCAAUGCUUUAUUUCAACAAUUGGUCAAUAUCAUUGGUCAAGUAAUAAUUCUACAAUGGGAUCAUGUUAAUAAUGUUAAAGUUCCUAAGACUAUUACAAGCCAAUGACAGACUUUCUAUCAAAAGGGUUCAUUCUUAGCAUUAUUAUAAUGGGCAUAUUCAUGAUAAUAUGAUU
Molecule: messenger RNA, 803 nt
Organism: Paramecium pentaurelia
Lineage: Eukaryota; Ciliophora; Oligohymenophorea; Peniculida; Parameciidae
Source: the annotation of a GenBank genome assembly